GGAAAGAGAUUUAUAAUAAGGCUGCAAAGAUAGGUUAGGACCAAGCAGCGAAAAGAUUAAAUCAAACGGUAGUUUUAAAUUUUUACUUCAAAGGAGCCAAAAGAAGGAACUUCCUUCCGCCCCUUAUUGGCCCGUCCCCUCCUUCUGACUCCUCCCAACCACCUGUAUAAUGAUUCUCGCGAGAUCUUGGGCCAGCUCUCGAAAUUUAGCCCCACGGAAGAAACAAGAGUUAGGAUGAUUCAUCCCUCAUUGAGAGUAGUCCCCGGAACUGGCUGUGGGGUAACCCGGAAGAGAUAACCCGCGCGGGAGGAAGAGAGCGCCGGCCGCGCUGAGCUGAAGGAAGGGUCAGCCAUAUAUACUUUAGAGGGUGACUGGUUGGAAGAGGAUGACUGUGGUACAACCAUCCCUGUAGGAGGAAGCUGCUUGUGAAUGAAGAGAUGAUGAUGAUAGCUGAUAUUUUCCAAGUCUCAGCAUGGACUACUUGGCUCACCCUGGCACACUCGGCCUGGCUGCUGGAGUUGCCUGUGGUAUAUGUUUGGGCUGGGGCCUCGGAAUCCGAUUUGGAGUGUCCCCCAGCACCACAUCAAUGAGUAGUUCAAAUCCAGUGAACAAGAAAAGCCCAGAGGCCCACACUGAAGCCAGCAUCUUGGGAGAAAGUGGGGAGUUCAAGAUGAUUCUUGUUGUCCGCAAUGAUCUGAAGAUGGGGAAGGGGAAAGUGGCAGCUCAGUGUUCUCAUGCUGCCGUUUCUGCUUAUAAACAAGUACAAAGAAGAAAUCCAGAGCUUCUGAAACAGUGGGAGUACUGUGGUCAGCCUAAAGUGGUGGUCAAAGUGCCUGAUGAAGAAUCUCUGGCUGAAUUGCUUACUCAUGCCAAAGUGCUAGGACUAACUGUGAGCUUAAUCCAAGAUGCUGGGCGUACUCAGAUAGAACCAGGCUCUCGGACUGUCCUAGGAAUUGGGCCAGGACCAGCAGAUUUAAUUGACAAAGUUACUGGCCAUUUAAAACUUUAUUGAGUUGCAUUUUGUAUGGUGGUGGGUCUAAGGGUUCUUAGACUCAACUUCCAUUGUGUUCUGACAGUGAAAGACAACCUGCCCUUUUAACUGUUUUUUAAUUUGAGUUCCUGGAAUGAUAAUAAAGUUUGUUCUGGUUUUCA
Sarcophilus harrisii (Tasmanian devil) is the source of this 1152-nucleotide messenger RNA. RefSeq names its product peptidyl-tRNA hydrolase 2 (gene PTRH2). Gene Ontology annotation, cellular component: cytosol; mitochondrion. The transcript has 3 exons. Lineage: Eukaryota; Metazoa; Chordata; Mammalia; Dasyuromorphia; Dasyuridae. Bases 473 to 1012 code for a protein of 179 amino acids. The record is from RefSeq and is a predicted model, not a curated record. Gene Ontology annotation, molecular function: peptidyl-tRNA hydrolase activity. Gene Ontology annotation, biological process: positive regulation of anoikis; negative regulation of anoikis.